CUUAUUCUUUGCUGCCUGGUCAACAUGGCGCAACCGUGAGGAAGCAGCUUAGCCUGUUUUAGGACAGUGGUGCGGGGGGGGGAGACACUUUUACGCACUGAAUUUUGGAGGUCAGGGUUCAGCGUUUCUUUCUUUUUUUUUUUUCUCCCCUAAACGCUCGAUAUGUUUCUCCUCCUGUGCGGAGUUUUGUGUUUUUGCGCUCUUGGCUGCGGCCAGCCGGAUGACGGGAAGCGCUACAUCUGCCGGGCGAUCCCCAUCAGCGGCGACGCCAGCUGCCCCGUGACAUUACUCCCGGACCUAAACACGGGGGGUCAGGAAGAGGAGCUCAGGAACACCGUCAUGCAGCUGCGGGAGACGAUUGUGCAGCAGAAGGACACCAUCUCCAAGCAGCAGAGCACCAUCAACGAGCUGACCACCAAGCUGUCCCUGUGCGCCUCAGCCACCAACGACAGGAAGUACGGGAAUAAAGGCGCUUCGUGGGGGAAGGACAAGCAGAACACGAUGGGGGACGUCCCCACCGAUCCGAACGAUUCCAUCGACAGCCUCGGGAAAACCAUGCAGGGGCUCAAGGAGCGACUGGAGAACCUGGAGCAACAGCAGGUGAGGGCCAACAUAUCAGGGGCCUCGUUCCCCAGCGAGCUGCGCGACCUGCUGCAGCGGCGGCUCGGGGARCUGGAGAAGCAGCUCCUGAAGAAGGUCAGCAACCUGGAGGAGGAAAAGAGUUUGCUGUCCAACGCCACGGCUGCCUACAGGCUGAAGACGGAGAGCACGCUGAACGCCCUGGUGGAGAGGAUCAACGAGCUGGAGAAAGGAGGAGGAGAUUUUAAGUCCCCCGAGCAGUUUAAGCUGUCCCUCCCCCAGCGGACCAACUACCUGUUCGGCCGCAUCACCAAGAGCCUGCCGGAGAUGUACGCCUUCACCCUGUGCAUGUGGAUCAAGGCCAGCGCCGGCCCUGGGAUCGGAACCCCCUUCUCUUAUGGUGUUCCGGGACAAGCCAACGAGAUUGUGCUGAUAGAGUGGGGYAAUAACCCCAUUGAGCUGCUCAUUAAUGACAAGGUUGCCCAGCUGCCACUGGAGGUGCGUGAUGGUAAGUGGCACCACAUCUGCAUCUCCUGGACCACCCGAGAUGGCCAGUGGGACGCUUAUCAGGACGGGGUGAAGCUGGGAACCGGUGACAACCUCGCAGCUUGGCAUCCCAUCAAACCUGGAGGAGUCAUCAUCCUGGGGCAGGAGCAG
Messenger RNA from Austrofundulus limnaeus, 1236 nucleotides. RefSeq names its product neuronal pentraxin IIb (gene nptx2b). The record is from RefSeq and is a predicted model, not a curated record. Lineage: Eukaryota; Metazoa; Chordata; Actinopteri; Cyprinodontiformes; Rivulidae.